AUCCAUGCAUCUUUGAACCCAUCUUCAGAUUGACGGCGCGCAAGGUCUUCUUCACGAUUCUACAUCGAAGCACGUUGGAACUUGGAGUACCUUUUCCCCACCGCAAAAGGCGGGUCCAAGAAAGAAGCCAAAGGACCCUGGGGGGGUUUUUAACGGCUCCAGCAUAGUCCACUUUAGACAGGCUUCGAUGUAGAAUAGUGUUAGAAGCUCCAUAUGAGUGAGGCUUGCAUGCAAGUCGAUUGAAAACAUUCAUAAGCGUUGCCUAUAAUGAUCUCGAACCUUUUAAGAUUAGAAGAUAGGUUGCCUCUAGAAGUAGAACUCGGCGUAUACGCCUCGAGUUGCUUGUGGUAGUUCUAUGCUCUUUUGGGGAUCUGUAGGAGCAUAGGAUGAGAACCAUCGACACAACCCCUAUCCGUACCGGUAAAACGGUCGGAUCGUAUAAUAACACCAUCUUGCCCAGCAGAAUUUUAAGACAGCACCACGAACUAAACUUUGAACUCCUGAAUAGAAGCCAGAGCCCGAGACUGAGAGGCCGAGAGGCGCAUCUGUGCUUUGCAAUGCAGAUUGAAAGAGCUGCCUGAAGCCUGAGGCACGUGAAGCUGGCUCUCUCUGCUGGAGAAUUCUUGCCCUGCUGAGGUUGGGGUCGUGCGAGGACAACACGAGGGAACUUGGAAACUUUUUCAGAAGUAGCUGGACGGGUGCCAAAAUGGAGGCUGCAACAUGCGACACCCUGCCCGACGAGCAGUGGAUCUCCAUCUUCAGCUUGCUGUCUGCCAAGGACGUCCUGCGCAUCUCCUUUGUGGACCAGCGCUUCAAGCGCCUCGCGUUGCAAGUUCCCUUCGUAAAUAACACAAUCCAGUUUUACAAAAAUCCUCGUACUAGCAGGAGCACACCGCCUCUCGUUGCUCCAGUGCUCCAGGAGACAGUUAAGCUGUCUCUGAUUCUGAAAUGGCUCCCAGGGUUUUUGAAGAAUGCCAUGGUUCUGCGUAUGGUAAACCAUGGAACAGGGAACCAGCUUGCACAGUGUGUUGGGGCAAUGAUCCAGGCAGGGGAGGUGCCAACUAGACUGAGGACGCUGGAAUGGCGCACGGUGCCAGCAGCGGAACUGGCGGAGAUUGCACCCUUGCUGCAAGGCAACAUGAGGGAGGUGCUGCUGCAGUUUCUCCCUGAGAGGGGCGGCCUCAGUCUAUUGGGAGGGUUUCUCGCCGCGGUCGCCAAAGCCUGCCCCCACUUGCAAACCCUGCGCCUUCUGGCGCCGUCGACCAAAAUUUCUUCCAGAUACCCCACCCCUUCACAUCCUUCUGACGGCCCUUCAGACGGAGACUCGGACGACGACGCGCCCCCCCGCUUUGCUGACUCGGACCUUGAGGAAGAAUUCAAGGUCGACGACAUAGGCCAGAUAUUUAGGAGCAUGGAAGACGUAUACGACCAGAUGCCGGUCCCAGGGGAACCUAUCCUGCCAAUGCCAGCAGGGGGUGUGUUUCCCGGGAUGUUUCAAAACCCAGGGGAUGUGUGUGACCAAGACGAGGACGAGGAGGUAGAGUCCGACGAAGAGAGCUUGCAAACAAUGUUGGAGGAGGAACUCCGGGCGCAGGUUGCUGGCAGCGGCGGGAAGCGGGGGUGGGGGGGUGGGCAUGCUGGGGAAGUAUGGGGGGGAGAAGAGCAAGGUGACGGAGAGGGGGAUGCACCAGGGUUCCCAGUUUUCGACUCUGCUGAUGUUAGCGGAGGGGAGGAGAAUGCUGAAGAGGAGGGGCCGUCUGAUGAAGAUGGGGGCGGCAGAGGACCGCGGGUUCCUGGGGCAAUCGACGCAGGGAGGCGGGUGCAGCCCCCUCGUAAGCGGGGUCGGGUAGUGCUAGACCAAGGGCACUACCGCCUGAUACCCCCCACUCGCGGUAAGGCUCAGGAUCCCCCCCACCGUGGAGGUCGUGUGGCGGCACGAGACUGGCCGUCCGAUCCAGGUUCCUCAGAUAGUGAGGGUGAGGGGGAUGAUGGGAGCAAAGAUGAAAAAGGGCCCGAACAAGUAGGCUUGCCUGGGGAUCUGAACCGCGCGCCUGGGGGAAAAGAUGCAAAGGAAGCUGGGGGCGAGCAAUGGCCGCCAGGAGGAGGGGGCCCAUCGUCUUUGGAAGACUCACUCAAAGCUGCCAUGAAGAAGAACCUUGAUGCGCCUGGAAACGAGCAGCCAACUGAUGGCGCGGACCUACCAAGCUCUUCGAAAGAAGGGGGCCUUGGAGUGGCUGCAGAAAAGGCUGUGCCUGUUGCGGCGGAUGCUCCGUCCGCUUCAGACGGGGGGGCUGCGGCCAGUCCCGCGAGCAGUGCCCCAAGAAAUGAAGCAGUGCCGAGUUCCAAGAGUGUGGGGGGUCUUGGCGGGCCACCAAACAGGGCCCCUGCGCUGGCGGAGUCUCCAGCCAUGGGGGCGCUCGACAGGCUGAUGGACACUCCCCCAGAGGAUUGGGAGAAAACCUAUGAAGAGCAGUUCUAUGCCAAUCUCGCGGACUUGGCCCCUGGGAAUCUGGGCCCACUGGCGGCUGCCGAGGCGCGAAAGCACAAGGCAUGGGAGCGCGACCCGAACGGGCGGAGAGCGCUGCUCCGGGGGCGGCUGAUGCCCCCCGUCAAGAACUUCGACGAGGCGGUGAGGCGCUUGUUGCAAGGGUGCAAAGUGUUGAAGACGCUGGAGCUGCCGUAUGGAAAGGUGGAGCACUUCUCGAUGGUCCGUCACACGCGGCUGGAGACGCUGAGGGUCAAGGGGAUGGCCGACGUAGCAUACUGCACCGACGCCGUCAACGCGCUGACGCACCAAUUCCGAACGUUGCGCCACCUGUCACUUUCCUGCUCCAGCCGCCUGCCGUGGGGCUACUUGCAGGAGGUGACGAGCAACCUGGGACCGGUGCAAAGCCGGCACUGUGCGUCGACCACUCUCGAAUCGAUCGAGAUGCACGGGUUUAUUUACCCGGGCGACAUUACACUUGACAUGCCUCGCCUCAAGCGACUCGUGUUGAAACGCCCGUACAGGCCUGGCGCUGGGCCCGAUGAGGAAACCGAAGUCGAGUCAGACGAGGAGCGGGCGCCUGUGUUUGAUCUUCGGACGCGUCUCUCCAGAAAGGACCGCCCGAAACCGUCCGACAUGCGUGUGUUGCAGCUGAACUGCCCCGCCCUGGAGGACCUCCGCUUGGGCUUCCCAAUCAACGGCGCCACUCUGUCCGAAGCCGGGUCCACCCUCCCCGCCCUCCGGACGCUCGUCCUCGACGCGCUGUUCGAACCCGAGUUCGUCCUGUCCGGCGGUUUCCCCGCGCUCCGUACCCUGCGCCUCGGCCUCACCUCUUCGUGCGCCACGUCGCUCACGGUCGAACACCCGACGGUGCAAACCCUCACGGCGGCCCUCGGCAGCUUCGCGAAACACCUAGACGGUCGCAAGCACGUGGCGAUUUCGUGCCGCCGGCUGGAAGCUCUAGAGGUUCGCGGGCCGACCAUGCACCGGCGGUUCUUUCCCGGGGCGGAGCCGCCGGACGCGGCGACGGACGGGUUUCUGUCCGAGAUUUGGGCGCCGUGUUUGCGGACGGCGAACCUGCCGGGACGGACGGCCGCGCUGCCGGCCACGCUAAAGUUUACGCCGGAUGUCGAAGAGCUCAAGAUCCACGUGAAAACAGCGCAGGACACAGCGGUGCUGGGUUCCCUCCGCAAGCUGCGCAAGCUGCAGAUCUACUGCGACAAGGGGUGCGACGUCGUCGCAGUCGACAGUGAGAGCCUCGUCGAGUUCCAGCUGGUGGCGCACUCGUGCGAUCUCCGACAAGUACACGUGGCAGCGCCUCAGCUCACCGAGCUCGACCUGUGUAACCCUAGGCACCUACUCGUGCACCUGCGGCAGCUCAAGCUGGCGCUGGGGCACGUGACGGAGCUCCUUGUGCCGUUUGGUGUGACGUCACUGAAGUUUGCAGCGCAGUGCCCGCGUCUCGAGAAGGUGCAGUUGCUUGCGUACCUGGGGGACGCUGUGCGUGUGGAUUCCAGCAGCUUCCCAGCGAUCAAAACCCUCCAAAUGGAGAUGCCCAAGGCCAAGCCCCACACUCUCACUGUUCAAUCCAAGACGCUGGAAUGCUUCAAGCUGCUCGCGUUCCGUUCCUUCGGCAAUCCGUCCACGUGCUCCUUCGCCUGCCCCGAGUUAACGGAACUGCACCUCAACGUGCUGCCGCCGUCGCUGACUGCGAUCGGGGCGGGAUGCCCAAAGCUGGAGACGCUAGUGGUAGCGGGGGGCCUGCACCUGGACCCGGACGCGCAGUCCGACCCGAAAGUGGUAGAAAAGCUGACGUCACGGCUGACGGGGCAGGACGCGCUCGAGCAGAUCCGCAGCCUGCGGGACUUCCUGCCGGAUGCCCCCGACAUGAGCGCUUUUCUCCAGGACAACGAGGCGUUACAGUCCAUGUUUGCGACCGCAAUGGAAUUGGCGGACCCCAACAACUUCAUUCCUGAGGCAAGCCGCCGCCAGAUGUUCUCCGCAAUCCGCGCCGCCAUGCCGAGCCUCCUUCCCGCGCUUCACAACGCCGGGGGGAUCCCCCUCGACCCGGAAGCUCUAAACGCCCCCGUGGGCGAGGGGAAGGCUAAAGGUUCCGCGGAGGAAGAGGCCGCUCCUGGGGGGGCAGCGGAGCCUGGCGAGCAGGGAAUGACGAAUGGGGGGGAAGAGAGCGGGGCAGCGAAAGGCGCCAAAAGGCCGGCGGAAUCGGAAGCCAGUGGAUCGGCGAAGCGGGUACGACUGAACGACAUGAACAUGUUUGAAGAGAACAUUCUCAACGAACUGGAUGGCCGUUCAAGCAGCGAAGUGAGGGGAGGGGCGGAGAGACGGUUCGAUCCACUUGGGCUAGGAGCGAAGCAGUCGAGGAAAGGAAAGGAGAAGGUUGAGGAGGGGGGAAAAGAAAAAAGGCGGACGAGGUGGGGGGAGAAUAAGGUCGUGUGGGAGUACCAGGCCCUACUGGGAGAAGAGUUUCCGAGCCUGAAGGAAUUGCAUAUUCAGGUUUGGACCGUGGCGUCUCCGGCCCCCUCUUUCCAGCGCCGCUUCCGCCUCAGUUCCGACCACUCCUGGUGCAUCUGCCCCGGCCCGUAUUCGUCUCAUCCCACGAUGCACAACCCGUGGGAAGACCCGUUCCGCCGCAUGUUUGCGCAGCCAAUGCGGCGUCUCAACAAUGGCGGGUACGCCCCGUAUGGACUCCAGGACGGAGAAGACCUGGACGCUUAUUGCAACUUUCCCCCUGCGCCUUUCCUGCCGGACUACAUGCUAGGUUCCUACAGCAUGAAUGGUGAAGGGAGGGCGGUAGGGCCCUCGACCUCAACAGCAGCGCCCCGCGCCCCGCGUUCAGCUGCAACACAAGUCGAAGGGGACGGUCCGGCCACGGACGCACCCCCGCCAGAAGAGCCGUUUGUUUCGCGCCUCACACAAAAGGAACCGAUCGCGCGUGGGGGAAUGUACGGAGCCGUGCCGUUGCCUUCGAUUGACCCAAGGAAAGCUAGAGAUGCGCUCAAUUUGUCGCCUAACGGUCCGUCACUAGUGCUGGAUGUGACGUGUCCGAAGCUUCGCGAAGCGCAAGUGUUUUCGGAUCUGCAGUUACGGUCCGCAACGGUUGCUUGUCCGGAGUUGAGAUGCUUGAGGGGCUGGAUCGCCGCAGAAGGGGGGAGAGGAAUCAGAGACGGCGUGAGAUUGGUGUGCCCUAAAAUGGAGAAGAUGGACUGGCAAAUUGUAUGAGAAAGGACAUAAUUAAACAGUAGCCUGACGAACUCCAUAUAUAUCACUUCUUCGUUGCUUUGAGGAAGUUUUCAAUUUUAAAUGCUGUAGUCCGGCCGUGACGGCCUGCCAGUAAUUUUGGCAGUACCAGGAGCAUCCAGUUUCAGUACGUAAGACAGGGAACCCUCGUCCAACUAACUGUUGAUUAGCCGUGUUGAACUCGUUUAGCCGUACUUAUGGGCUACAAACUGGGUUGGGAAGCUGACUGGCUCUAAGUCACCUUGCAGAUGAUCGAGGUGAUAGUUUGAGAAAAUCAGAAACGGAACUUACAACGUUCAGGCAUAUACGCGGACAAAGGCCAUGCCCGUGGAUAGCGUCACUGCAUGACGCCAGCUAGCGAGGGCGGG
Klebsormidium nitens is the source of this 6111-nucleotide messenger RNA. The record is from the annotation of a GenBank genome assembly. NCBI's taxonomy places the organism in Eukaryota, Viridiplantae, Streptophyta, Klebsormidiophyceae, Klebsormidiales, Klebsormidiaceae.